This is a messenger RNA of Myripristis murdjan (pinecone soldierfish), 3604 nucleotides long. RefSeq names its product endoplasmic reticulum-golgi intermediate compartment 1 (gene ergic1). The record is from RefSeq and is a predicted model, not a curated record. Gene Ontology annotation, cellular component: endoplasmic reticulum membrane; COPII-coated ER to Golgi transport vesicle; Golgi membrane. NCBI's taxonomy places the organism in Eukaryota, Metazoa, Chordata, Actinopteri, Holocentriformes, Holocentridae. The transcript is spliced from 10 exons. Bases 137 to 1009 code for a protein of 290 amino acids. Gene Ontology annotation, biological process: endoplasmic reticulum to Golgi vesicle-mediated transport; retrograde vesicle-mediated transport, Golgi to endoplasmic reticulum.
AAUAGGAUUUUGCAAAGCGUCCUAAGCUGACGUCAACCCGGUACCGAUGAACAACCGGUAGCAGUGAAGAGAGCUGAGUGGCUCCCCGGUGGCUCAGGCUUUGUCCGCUAAUCCCCCUGUCAAACGUGCAAACACCAUGCCUUUCGAUGUCAGGAGAUUCGAUAUCUACAGGAAAGUACCUAAAGAUCUCACCCAGCCCACAUACACAGGAGCUUUCAUUUCCAUCCUCUGCUGUGUCUUCAUGCUCUUCCUGUUCCUGUCUGAACUGACAGGAUUCAUUGCCACUGAAAUUGUAAAUGAACUGUAUGUGGAUGAUCCUGAUAAAGACAGUGGUGGGAAGAUAGAUGUGAGUUUAAACAUCAGUUUGCCAAACUUACACUGUGAUUUGGUGGGUUUGGACAUCCAGGAUGAAAUGGGCCGCCAUGAAGUCGGGCACAUAGAUAACUCAAUGAAGGUGCCUCUCAACCAGGGCUAUGGUUGCCGCUUUGAGGGAGAGUUCACCAUCAACAAAGUACCAGGAAACUUCCAUGUGUCGACACACAGUGCCACAGCGCAGCCCCAAAACCCGGACAUGACCCACACCAUCCACAAGCUGGCCUUUGGAGAAAAGCUCCAGGUACAAAAAGUCCAAGGUGCCUUCAAUGCGUUGGGAGGGGCCGAUCGGCUGGCAUCAAAUCCUCUGGCCUCACAUGACUACAUACUGAAGAUUGUUCCAACGGUAUAUGAAGACCUGACAGGCAAACAGAGGUUUUCCUACCAGUACACAGUUGCCAACAAGGAAUACGUGGCUUACAGCCACACAGGCAGGAUCAUCCCGGCCAUCUGGUUCCGAUACGACCUCAGUCCAAUCACAGUCAAGUACACAGAGAGGAGGCAGCCGUUCUAUCGCUUCAUCACAACAAUCUGUGCCAUCAUCGGAGGGACGUUCACAGUAGCAGGCAUCAUCGACUCCUGUAUAUUCACCGCUUCAGAGGCGUGGAAGAAGAUCCAGAUAGGAAAAAUGUCCUGAGGACCGCUCUUCACACCCUACGUCUUAUUUAUAUUUUGAAAGGUCUCUAGUCUGUUAGCUAUAUCUAACGCUGCUUGAACCAAGUCCAUUGUUGAGGUUACACCAAAAACUGACCAGUGAAUUGGCUUAAGCCCUAGAUGUAGCUACCAUGCUACCACGGCUGCACCUCAGUUUCUAAACCUCCUCUCCAUCUGCCCUGGUGACCUGCUGGCAUCGGCUGUCGCAUGUCCUCAGUGGAAGAAGAGGGAAGGAGUGGAGACCCCAUAUGUCAUUUGUUACUGUUGAGAUGAAGUCUAAGGUACUGUGUUAGGGUCCACCCAAUGAUUCUUGAAGGCCGAUUUUGGUAUUUUAGAGUUGCUGACAUGUGCCAAGACGUAAUCUUUUUAAAAUUCACAUUUUUCACGCUAAAAACAUUACAAAUAUUCAGUGUUUUCCCCCCAGAAUUUAUUCUUGCCACAGGUGGAAAGUCUCUGAAAUGGCAUGAAAACUGCACUCAAUUCAGCGGUAGGGGAAAUCCUGGGACCCACUUAUCUUUAAAUGAACGCAAAGAAAUUAAAAAAUAAAUGUGCAAAUAAAUUUUCAUGGAGCAGCCCUCGUCCUGUCAGCAGAGGAUGGCAUUACUGGCUAAUACGAGGCCAAUAUCCGCCCAUUGUAUUGGUAAACUGAUCUAUCGGUCUAGCCCUACUGUGUAUGGUUCCAUGAUUCUGCAAAAGGGAGCGGUUAGCUGAAGAAAUGUCGAACUGUCUGUCCUAGAAGCCGGUGUUCUGGCAUAAACUGAACUCAAAUCGCGAUUCGUUAAUCCUGUUACUGACACUCUCGUUGAAGCUGUAUUUUGUACUGUGUGACAUGAAAGUUGGUUCAGCCUCAUCAGUUUCAUCUCAAGUGUUCAAAUUGUGUGCCUUUCGGUUUGAUACUCCUCUAUGUACCAUAUAAGAUUACCAGCUUUAUACCAUGUAAGGACACUUUUUUCCAAUCAGUUGACGUGGCUGUCAGUAAAAACAGUGUUUUCACAGGUUCUUUUCUGCAUGCAUCUGUAUAGACCGGUUCUUAAGGUCUGCAUUAUUAAGACAACUUAUUUUACACGGUGAUCCUUGUUUACUUAUACCCACUGUUUCAUCUUAGCUGUUUAAUUUUCUUGUUUAAAAAAAAAAAAAAGAUGAUCCCCAUUGAUAAGAAAAAUCUUUGAUAGCUGACAUUUAAGUUUUGACUAUUGUAAUUGCAUUUUGAUAUUUUGCAAAGAUUGUGAAUGUCUUUUUUUUACCGAGAGAGAUUGAUUUACUUUGAAUUAUUCUACAUUGUGUGAGUUUGUUUGCUGUUCAUGUUAUUCCAUGACGUUGCAAUGAAGUUUUUUGUUUCAUAUGGAGGGAAAAAUCAUUUUCUUUUUUUUUCUUUUUUUUUUUUCUUUUUUUUUUUACCACUGCUACUCUGCUCAAGGACAGCAAUAAUCACAAGUCCUCAGAACUGGUCUUUCGUGCAUUUCCUGUUUUGUGUCCCAAAAGACUUUGUAACACUAUCUGUUCCUCAAGUAAAGGUACCGUAAGGAAUUUCGUAUUGCACGCCACGGCUUCAGGUUGCUGUAAGUGUUCAUUCAUCUGUUACACUGCACUGUACCGCCUGCCAAGCUUCAUGGUGGAGUUAAACAAUCUGAUUGAUCACUGUAAUCCUUUGUGACAGCUCAUUGUAAGACACAUCUAAUUGGUUUGGCGCCCUGCAAGCAAGAACCUCCCUCCAGUGAGCAUUUCCAAGGAAGGAUUUGACCUGUGAUUUUGGCCAGUCCUGUUUCUCCAACCUGCAGAGGCGCGAGUAAUUAGUUGAUUAAAUGAUUUCACUUCCAAGUAGUUAUGAUGUCUGGGUCAUUCAACACAGAUCAGCUGCUGAUUUCAAAGACUUUAUUCGGAGAUAAAUGUUUUCUCAUUACUGACACUUGUUAGCUGCAUCAAAACAGCCCGCUCUAGACCUUUUCACCUGAAACAGACUGAUUAAUAAGUCCAGGGGACUACUUGGUCAAUGAAUAUUCAUAGAUAUGGAAAGUGGAAUCAGUGUCCCUCUAAUUAACGAGUGUGUGCAUGAAGUGUACUUUGGAGGCAGAUGCUGCUAGAUUCCCCCAGUUGCCAGCCAAAGUCAACACCGUGCAGGUCGUCAGGUGUGACACGAGUGUGUAAAAGGCCGCUAAGCUGUCAGCCGUCAUCAGUGCUUACGCCCAGUUCUGAUAAGAGGUGCUUAGUGUGACUCACUCUUUUAUUCGCCCUACAUCUCACUGUUUACCUACAUCGCCUCAUUCCUUGCUCACAGAGCUGUGGAUCCAAGCAUGUCCACCCCCACUAAAGGAGACAGUUGCGGGAAUAGUACCAUUACAGAGUGAGGUAGAGCUUUAAAAAUGUGCUCAUUUAUUGUUUCGUCCCGUAGGUCAUCUAGAGCAUGUGGCUCAGGCCUGCACUUUAUGGCAGUGUGAUGACUGACCAGUUUGUUUUCAUUCUCUGAUGAGGAACAACUAUUUGCUUUUCCCUAAACCUGUGUGUCCUGCCAGCACUGUACUCUCUUGGUGUUUUCCCCAGUAUUUGUGACCAUGGCUGUUUGUUUACAUCCACUGCCUCA